Messenger RNA from Didymodactylos carnosus, 648 nucleotides. The record is from the annotation of a GenBank genome assembly. NCBI's taxonomy places the organism in Eukaryota, Metazoa, Rotifera, Eurotatoria, Philodinida, Philodinidae.
AUGAGCCCGCCUGUUCCUCGAGUCGAUCCGGUAACUGGUGAAAAGUAUUAUACAUCUGAAGAUGCGAUGAACUUAUUACCAAAAGAUUAUGAAGAAUGGAUCUAUUCUAACAAAACAGAGCAUGUAGAUGAAGUUCGAUUAUACGCAUCCAAAUUCUGGAAUAUUGUUUUAACAAAAUCACCACCAUUUUUGCCACUUACACGAUUUUAUUGUGCAUGUAUUGGUUUAGUUUUAUGGUUUCCUUGUGAAUACUUAUUUCAUCGUUUUCUAUUUCAUUUACCUGUGACUGGUCGUAAUAGUCAAAAAUUCCACUUGUUUUUACAUGGAAUUCAUCAUCUAGCACCAAAAGAUUUAUGGCAUGUCUUUUCUCCAGUGCACGAACUAGGAGUCCAGGCAUUAGCAGUUGGAUUAUUUUUCUGGUUAAUUGGUCUUCCAGAUCCAGUAGCUACGAUGUCUGGUCUUCUGCUUAAUUAUAUGCGUUAUGAUAGUAUUCAUUACUGCAUCCACGCAUAUACACCAAAACAAUUAUCGAAAAUUCCAUUUAUUGGUAAUUAUUUGAAACAAUGUGCUAUUCAUCAUCGAACUCAUCACUUUGUUAAUCCAAAAAAACAUUUUACUAUUAGUUCUGUGUCUUCAUUAGUCGAUUAA